AUGCCCCGGGUCAAGGUGGUCAAACCCCAUUUGGAGCUAAACCCAGCUGUAUGGAAUAAAGUAUCAGAGGAGCCGCACGGUGGGACAUGGUCGUGUUUGCUCUGUGGCGCAAGGACCAUGGUAAUCAGUUCCGUUCGAAAACACAUCAAUUACCAAAAACAUCAAGAAUUAGAAAAUAAUUUCCUUAACAUGCAAAGCAGAGUAACUCAGAUCAAGGAUACAAUGAAUACUCCUGAGUCCCGCUUCACCGGACAUGAGGAAGAAAAUUCAGCUGGUAAUGAGGUUGAUGACCCUGCGCUGGACGUGUUAAAUCAUCAAACCACCCAAUCAUGGACCGCGUGUGAGGAUCUGGCCACCAAUGGCCAAGAGGAUCAUGAAUUUUUGGUCACAGAGGAAUCGAAUACAGAGGACAACACAUUCAGUGACAACGAGCUGGACUCGUGUGCAAGUGACCUUGACACGUCAUCUGAUUUAUCCAAUUUGAACUCAAACGAUGAGGCCGAUGGCGAGGAUUUUGAGCUAUCAGCAGAAGACCUGGAUUUAAUGCGCGAGCUGGGAAGGGUUGGCGAUGAAGACUUAGCCAGUACCACAUCUCGACCACAUGUGGAUAGGAGUUGGUGGCCCUUCCGGACAAAAGAAUACAUGAUUUCUUCACUAGUCAUUGGAUAUGCGCACACAAUACUCUCGCAGAGCAUCUACGACCGCAUCCGCUCAAUGUUUUCAUUGGUACACGUCAUCCUACCUGAUUGGACAACAAACCGACGUGAGAAAAAAAAACACCGGGACUUGCUACAGAUGGAUGUGAAAAAGUCGUACUCAAUCCUGGGGAACCCUACGUACGCCCUAAGCAUCCAGAAGAUUCUUGCGCAGGAAAUAGGCAAUCCUUUGGUCACAUGCGCAAUGGAUUACUAUCCCGAGGAUGCGAGGGGAAAAAAUAUAUUCAAGUUGUCUCAAUCCAAAAAAUGGCUCGAGGAUAUGGACCCAGAUUCGAGAGCCCCCAUGGUUCGAACCUCAAACGGAGAUUUCUAUCUAUUUGAGCCGGUUCAACUGUCCAACGAUUCCGUGGUUGUGCCCAUUUUUUUUUAUAAAAGAGGUGAGGAUUUGUGGUCAAAGUGUGUAACCCCAGAUUUUGACCCGGAAUCCAAUGGACACAACCUGCAUAUCUCUAUACCUUGGCGUGUCAAUUUCAACUCAGAUAUCGUUCACGAAAUCAAUAUCUCUGAAUUUUAUUGUGCGUUUCCAAAUAUUGCCGGACCGGAUGGACUCAUGCUAUCUCAGCGAUGUCAGGGUAGACUUUAUGAGUUGGGCGCUCACAUGACUGUGAUACAUUUACUGCCUAAUCCAUGGAGGGACCGCGCAAAGGGAAGGAUGAUUCGACACAUGCCCAUCACCUUGUAUUGUGAUGACACCUCAGGAAAUCAGUCAAAACGAUGGAACAAACAUGUCUCGUUUUAUUUCACACUGUCUGGACUACCCCCAAACUGGAGCAACCAACAAUACAACUGUCAUUAUCUCACCACAUCAAACGUUGCGAAUGCGAUGGAGCUUGCUGGCCCAAUUGUGGCUGAAAUGAACCAAUUGUCAACCACUGGAACCGUUGCGUGGGAUGCUGGCUUAAUGGAAGAGGUCCUCCUGACAUCAAAUGUCCUGUGCUUCCUGGGGGAUUCCCCAAUGCAUGCUGAGGCAACAAGUACCCCAAUACCUGCCAAUUCACUCCACCCAUGCCGCGCAUGUGAUCUGUCGUCAGCCAGUGUCAAGGAUAAGGCCACUGUUGAAUAUCUCUGCUCGUUCACCAUGCUUGAUUCCUCUGGCCUUUGGAUUAAUAAUCCCAAGAGGUCGUGGGCCAAAAUCAUAGAGAAUUGUUACCACAUAUGGCACAAGUCAGAGAAGCCUCGGACAAAGACGGCCGUUGGGGAAGAGAUUACAAAGUUAGGUGUGAAGGACGUAUUGAACACCUCCAUCAUUGAUCGGAGGUAUGAAAUAUUGGCCAAAAAGGACGCGGCAACAGCAGAGGAGGUCAAGUUUGUUCAGGGGCUCAAAAACUUGGACCAGGGAGGAAAGGAGGCUUUGUUCAGUCCGUUUUUCCAACUUAAAGGCUUUGAUGGGUGUGCUGACACCCCAGUUGAGGUGCUCCAUGUUUUCCUCCUUGGGAUUGUCAAAUACAUGUUGCGAUCAUUCAUGAAAUCCCUCCCGGCUGGGGUCCUCCCAGAAGUCAUGGCCCGAUACGAAUCGUUUGACACCAAAGGAUUGAAUGUCCCAUCAUUGCGGCCUUACUACCUCACCAAACAUUACAGCAACCUCAUUGGAAAGGACUUCAAGGUAGCUCUUCAGGCAGCCCCCUUUGUUCUGUUUGAAUACAUGUCGGAGGACGAGCGCUUGGUAUGGUCAGCUUUGUGUCAACUUGCUCCGUUGGUGUUCCAGACACACAUUGCAGACAUGGAUGCGUAUCAAAUCAGCCUACGACAACUCGUCCGGGUUUUCAUCUAUCACCUCAUCAAGAGCACUGCGCAAUGGGUCAACAAGCCCAAAAUUCACAUGCUACUUCACCUUGCUGACUCAAUUCUCCGCUUUGGACCGGCUGCUUUAUUUGCGACGGAGAAGUUUGAGAGCUACAAUGGUGUAUUACGGAAAUCCUCAAUUCAUUCCAAUCGUCAGAGCCCUGGGAAGGAUAUUGGUAUCUCAUUUGCAAACUUCCGAAAUCUACGUCACCUGGUCUCUGGGGGGUACUUCUACGACUGCAUUGCCCACGCAUACCAAACUGCAUCUGCCAAGGUCCUCGAACUGUUUUCAAACAGUCCUUCAGUUCAAAAGUCAAUGGGUUACAACGCCGAAAAUCUGGACAAUCCAAUUCCAUUCAAACCAACUCAAUUGCCUGGCAUCCACAUCACGAGGAAGGAUCUACUGCGUGUUGGUUCUUUUGUUCUUUUCAAAUCCAACCAGGGCGCCCUGUUGGAGUUGGGGCAAAUUGAUCAUAUGUGGGAAGCGCGGAAGGAAAGGAGGGCCAAAUUUGUAGUAUGUCUCACCCCAUUCGAGUUUGGUGGCAUCAGUAAUUUCUAUAACAUGAGGGAGACGAGGAGGGGUGGUCAGGGGCGGAUUGUAGGAAUUCAGGACGUGGUUUCUACACUGAAUGUUCAGCAUGAUUGCCACAAGGGCCGAUGCUCCAUUGACUUGACCAAGAAAAAGAAGUUGGAGCGGGAAGCCAUUGGUCGUUAUGUGGGUGAAGUGACGCACACAGAUAACGUCAACUACAUUGUGAAUUUGGCCUCGUUGUCUUCAGUGGAUGCUCACAGGAACUGUUCAGAGGUACCGGUGGAGGCGGUUGACUGUAGGAAACAACUCAGAGGGGUGCAUGAGGGAUUGACUCAAUGGCAUCUUGCAGGUACCAAAACUGGACCCCCAGAGCCCCCUGUGGUUGUUGAUCCAGCCCUGCUCUGA
Puccinia graminis f. sp. tritici CRL 75-36-700-3 is the source of this 3435-nucleotide messenger RNA. RefSeq lists its product as uncharacterized. Lineage: Eukaryota; Fungi; Basidiomycota; Pucciniomycetes; Pucciniales; Pucciniaceae. The coding region runs from base 1 to 3435 and encodes 1144 amino acids. The record is from RefSeq and is a predicted model, not a curated record. The transcript has 10 exons.